Messenger RNA from Nylanderia fulva, 1239 nucleotides. It is a transcript of the gene Sclp, whose product is annotated as leucine rich repeat containing protein 20 sclp. Gene Ontology annotation, molecular function: protein binding. NCBI's taxonomy places the organism in Eukaryota, Metazoa, Arthropoda, Insecta, Hymenoptera, Formicidae. The record is from RefSeq and is a predicted model, not a curated record. Gene Ontology annotation, cellular component: cytoplasm.
CCGCGUGCGAGUUAGUGUUGAAACGGAGUCAUAUGGUCUUCAGGUACGUCGAAAAAUACCGAGGACUCAAUUCUUCCUUCGCGCAGGAAGUCGGCCGAAAGUUGCUGAAGUUCCGCCCGCGAGGAUCCUUCGAAAGAGUCGCUUUUGCCUGAAUAAUUUCUUAUCCCAGUGAAAUCGAAGGAUUAAAGGAUCUUGUGUCCUAAUUUUUAAUCCUGAAGAAACCGAAAACCUGGAAAUUUCGUAUAUUUGAAUUAAAUUCAAAUAUUGUAGUGAAAGACUAAUUAAUAUUAAAAUCCAGUGUCCAAUAUAAAAAAGGAUAACAGGUGAAGCUUACAAAAUGUCCUCGUAGCGAUCAGGAAGGAUCGAAGAAGAGCUAUAAAAAAAUUACUGCAAGGAUCGAAAUCUGAUUUCGACGAGAAAAGAAAGAAGAAAUAAUUUCUCGCGAAGAUAGUGAAGAAUCAUGAGGCCACCGUACAAUGAAGAAGCAAUGCAGCAGAUCUCGCAGGAGCAGGGCGAGAGAAACGUCGCGAUGGCGGUUUGCGUGCAACUUGCUGGUCGGGCGAUCAUCAGGGUGGUUUCGCGAUGCGAGGAAGCCCAGGAUAAUUGUAACCUAGACUUGUCAGAGUGCCAGCUGAUGCAAAUUCCGGACGCUGUCUAUCAUUUAAUGCGACACACGGAGCUGAAGAGGUGCGAUCUUUCCGGAAACGUGAUCACGAAGAUCCCAGCAAAGUUCGCCGUCAAGUUCUCACUAAUUACUGAACUAAAUCUGAGUCACAACCAAAUGAGCAAGUUGCCGGAAGAGCUGGCCGAGCUUCAGGCACUGGAGAGACUCGAUAUUUCGCACAACACCUUCAUUGCUCUGCCACCUGUCGCUUGGCGGAUACCGCAACUCAAACGGCUCCUAGCCAACAACAAUUUUAUUAUAGACGUCGACGUCGAAAGGCUCAGGCACGCUCCUGUUCUGGAGUUUGUCGACCUGCAGGCGAAUCCUUUACCUCCUAGAUUGCACGAUCUCCUGGGCACUCUGACUGGGAUCAGAAUCGAACUUAGUCCUCGGCAGAUCGAGGAUUGGGAAGACCUGAACGUCUAAUUAAAUCGCGUCUCCCGACCCUCGACGAAGAUUGCUCAAGACUUCGCCAGAAGUAGAAGUAGAAUCGAUAUAUAUUUUGUACAGAUGAGUUUUGUCUCUAUAUUGAGAGUGACAACAGAAUACAGACACGUCGUGGAUCCUAAAUCGAA